Molecule: messenger RNA, 2080 nt
Organism: Galleria mellonella (greater wax moth)
Lineage: Eukaryota; Metazoa; Arthropoda; Insecta; Lepidoptera; Pyralidae
Product: jupiter microtubule associated homolog 1
Cellular component (GO): nucleus
Source: RefSeq, a predicted model, not a curated record
CUCUUUCUUUGAUGCAUUAUAUCAAAAAGAAGUCAAUCGUUUGGUAGUCAGUGAGUAAUCUUUUUCUCCGAAAUUGGAAAAUUAUACGUUCACGCUUUCCUGUACCAUAAUAAAACCAAAUAGUGCAGCAAGUCUAACAGUCGACCAUCACAUAUAUCAGAUACAAUCAGAAUGACUUCUACACCCUUCAACGUUGGUUUGACUGAAGGCACGCGUCUAUCCAGCAGGGUGCUACGCCCUCCUGGCGGCGGGCACACCGACAUCUUCGGUGGGGACCCGGAGCCCCCUCGCGGACGCCGCCUAGCGUCUGCCAUAGCGAUUGCUAAUGCCAACGCCAACGCCAACGCUAAUUCUGGUCAAGGCGACGAACCAGCCAAACCGACAAAUGGGACAGACGCGCCGGCGCAAAACGGCCAAGCCGUCACCCCUGAGUCGCCUCAAGAGCAAAGAGUAGAAUCCGUUCCCGACGUUCAGCCAGAAACACCGACAAACGUCGAAAGCCCAACCAAGACUGAGAGCAAGCCGGAGCCGGCCGUAAUCGAGCCACCAAAAGUCGAAGGCCCGAAGCGCGUACGUCCUCCUGGCGGUUUCUCCUCAGGGCUCUGGUAAGACUGGACAAUGCUAUAAAGCUUAGUUUCGUGGCAUAAUUAAGAUUCUUGCUGGGACCAGUUGAAAUUAGGUUAGCUUCGGUUGUAAUACAUUGUCCGUUGCGGUAUGUACAAUAAUUGUCAUUUGUAUACUUGGCCAUGUAAACCUUCUGUCAUUAGAUAUUAAGUUCAGUUUCGUUUAAUAUCAGUGAUGGUUUGGGUGUCAUAUUUUGUGAUACCUGAUGAAGUUUCAUUCAAUCAGUACAUAAACUCAAUUUUAUAUCGACAACGUGAGAUACAUUGUAAUCUAAUGAAAUUGAAACUUAUGUCAAUAAUGAUGAAGUAAAUUUUAGAAUUGUUUGCUCAAGUUACUUAUGUUCAGAUACAAUUAAAUGGAAUUAUUGUAAUCUAAGUGGUGAUGAAAUACAUUUGGUUCAAGAAACUAGUGGUCCAUUGUGAUAUAUCACCAGAAACACCGACCCCUGCUUCAAUGUUAGUGUUACAGUUAAUUAAUCCGUCAGUCUUACCAACUGUUUCAUCACCACUACGGCUUCGGUCUUUAUUGUUGAAUGCUAGAUGUUUAUUUGUAUUAGGUGUGGGUAACUAUAUAUUUUAGUUACAAUAUCUAUAUAUUGGUUCAAUGACGAAUAUGAUAAAGUGUGUUAUCAAAAAAGUAAUAUUGGAUAACAGAAUUUUAACAUAUUCGAAAAUAGAUAUCCGGCCUAUAUGAGCGAUAUCGAAAUAGGUGAUGAUCUGAUGACCGUUUUUCCGCAGUCAAUGUCCACAGGAACCCAAUAUAUAGAUAUCAGAUCGGUAUCCAUAUUACCCAUGCCUAGUUUGUAUGUAGAUAUGUCGUUUUGUUUAUGCCAUUGGAGUUGCUGGUCCCAAGCUCUUUUUCCCGCAGUGGUCUCGCUUUAGGACAGUACUCGUCUAUUCCUCGCAGAAUGCAAUCCUCUAUUUACUGAACAAAUGUAUCGUUUAACGCUAGGUAUUAAUUAUUUACUUAAAUAGGAGAUUAUUUUUAUUUUAACCCUGUAUUCUCGUUCUAUUCAGCUUGUGGCAAAUCGCCAGACCUUAGCUUUAGAUAUAUCGUCACAAUUGGUAUAGUAUUAUAUAAUAUUUUAGAAAUCUUCUGCCAAAAAUGUCCUAAUCUCGAUUUUUUAUUAUAAGUCUCGUAUUUUCUUAUUAAUAUGUUGUAUUAAUGAGUUACAUAUAAUGAAAUUGAUAAAUGAUAAAUAUUGGAGUGCUUAACAAGGAAUAGGGUAUUGGAUAUUCUUUAUAUGAAUUAAUUUAAUUGCAAUGUACUUUACAGACUGACUUGUGCCUGUUCGAAUUAUAAUGUUGUACUUAAAAUGUUUCCCAAUUAGCAUUUGAUGUUUUGCCGAUUGUUUUUUAUUACGGAUAACAAUUGUAUGCCUACGCUCGCAAUGAUGCGAUUAUGUAUAUUAAUAAUUGUAUUUUUAUAUUGAUUACAGUACAUUAAAAUUUUAUAA